AUGGAACUCGAAUCAGGAUGCGGACGAGUCCAUGUAUUGGCCAUUCCUUACCCAAGCCAAGGCCACAUUAACCCAAUGCACCAAUUCUCCAAACGCUUAUCCUCCAAAGGACUCAAAGCAACAUUUGUCACCACCAUCUUCAUCUCCCAAAUCAUGAAACCCGAGUUAACCGGCUCCGACAUCGAUUUCGACAGAAUACCGGACGGCUGCGAUGAAUGCGGAUUCUCAGAAGCCAAGAGCGUCGACAAUUACCUCGUACGGUUGCAAGAUGCCGGGUCGAGAAUGCUAACUGAACUCACCUUUUGCAUCAUCGGGGCUGCUUUUUUCAUGCAUGCAUGUGGCGUGGAUUACAUAUAUUACUAUGCUCACUGUGGGCUUUUGAGUCUUCCGGUUCCGUCAUCUGCAGUGCCAAUCACCAUCCCCAGUUUGCCAUUUCUUGAGCUUCGAGACAUGCCAUCGUUCACCUACGUCGUUGGCUCGUAUUCAUCUUAUUUUGAGAUGGUGUUGAUUCAAUUCUCAAAUGUAGUCCAAGCUGACUUCAUUCUAGUUAACACCUUUUACAAGUUGGAACAAGAUGGUUUAAAGCAAACGAGGUUUGAUUUCUUGUGGGUUAUUCGAUCAUCGGAGAUGGCCAAAGUCCCGGACUGGUUUGCCAAAGAAAUGGGUGAUAAAUCCUUGAUAGCUAACUGGAUUCCCCAAACCAAAGUGCUACCACAUGAGGUCGCGGGGUACCUUUUCACGCAUUGUGGAUGGAACUCGACGAUCGAAGCUUUGUGUUUGGGUGUGUCGAUGGUGUCAAUGCCACAAUGGACCGACCAAACCACCGAUGCUAAGUUGGUUGAGGAUGUAUGGAAGAUUGGGGUUUGA
Molecule: messenger RNA, 867 nt
Organism: Hibiscus syriacus
Lineage: Eukaryota; Viridiplantae; Streptophyta; Magnoliopsida; Malvales; Malvaceae
Product: UDP-glycosyltransferase 74F2-like
Exons: 4
Coding region: 1-867 (288 amino acids)
Molecular function (GO): UDP-glycosyltransferase activity
Source: RefSeq, a predicted model, not a curated record